AUGGGUUCAACGAUAGCCCACCACUUUGCAAGACUUCACUUCUUUCGAAUCAAACCGUUCAUUGAAGAGCCUCUUGACUCGGACUUAAUCGAGUCAAGAGAAAAGGAUGCACAUUUUCCAUGGCAUAUGAUCGUGUUACUUCUUCUCUCGAUUGCGGGGCUGGUUGCUCAAAUUCUGGUGGCGCCGAUUUACUCUUCUGCAUGGGCAAUCAGUGGCUUGUGGGCAAUGGCCUUUAGCUACCUCAUCAUACGACGUCCCAGGUCUGCCUCGACUUUCCUUCUCAUUGCCUUUACAUCGAUUGUCAUUGGAGAGAUGGCCAUCGUUGCCACUCAAUUCCAUGGGCCAUUCAUUGACCGGGACCCGAUAUUGACGACCUUCAGCGGAAUUUGUGCAUUCCUGUCAGCCAUCUUCAUUAUCAAUAUGCCGCUGCGUGCUCCAGAGAUGAGUCGUAACGGCAUCAGUCCUCCGUUUGCCAUACCAACAAACCAGUUGAGAUCGCCCGAAGACAAUAUGACGUUGUUCCAGUGGAUGACAGUAUCCUGGAUGUCGCCACUUAUCAAAGUUGGCAAUACUCGCCAACUAAACGAUGAAGAUGUCUGGCUACUGGGCUAUGAGUUUCAACAUCGUUACCUGCACGACGCAUUCCGGGAACUGAAAGGAUCCGUGGUUCGACGCCUGUUGGCCGCAAACUGGAUCGACUUGGUGAUUUUGACUCUCCUGGCUAUCGUCGAAUUGACCGCAAAUUAUGCUGCUCCAAUGAUAAUGCAGAAGCUUUUGCAAGCAAUGGACCUUAUCUCCACCGAAAAACGACCAGCAAUGACCUUCGCGCUCCUUAUGCUCGUCGCUAGACUUGUUGCUGCCCAGAGCUCCGUCUUCAGCCUUUGGUUCGCUCGAAGAUGUUACGAACGUUCUCGUGGAGAAAUGAUAACAAUGCUCUACGAAAAAACUUUGAACAGAAAAAUCAUCGGUAGCAAGCCAAAAGAUCAGCCUUCGGAGGCUACAAUCCUCAGUGGAAGUCCUUCUAUGCCGGCAACCCCAUCUGUAACCGAGUCGCUAGUUGACGAGAAUAUCACGCAAAAACCUGGGAUGAGGGAGGUUGUGACGAAAUUCAUGAGAGGUGUUAGGCAACGUUUUCGGCCUUCAAAAAUCCCGUCCAACGAAGAAAAACUGUCGGCUUCAAUGGGGAAGAUUUUGAAUCUCAUGCGAAAUGAUGUCUAUGAGGUUGCCCAACGCUUCUGGGAGUUUCAGACCCUCAUCAAUAAGCCUCUUGGGUUGCUGUUCUCGAUUUAUCUCAUAUGGCAGAUGUUGGGCUGGUCAUGCCUCGUUGGCGUUGCUGUCGUCAUUAUCGCCCAGAUCUUCAACUACCUACUGGCUCGAAUACUAGUUGGCUGGGAGAAAAAGAGACGGCGCGCUGUGGACGUCAAACUCCAAAAGAUAUCACAAUACGUCGAAGCCAUACGACAUCUUAGAUGGUAUGGCUGGCAUCGUAAUUGGUUGGAAGGCAUCAUGACUGCCCGUCAACACGAGCUGAACCUGCGAGUUGUUGUUUACUUAUGGAACACCCUUAUCAAAUUUGUCAAUUCCCUUGCCAGUGGUAUGCUCCCAGUAGCCACAUUCUACGCCUAUACCGUUGUUGCUGGUCAACAACUCAGGGUCGACAUCGCAUUCCCUGCAAUCCAACUGUUCGCAAUGUUGCAAACCAAUAUCCGUGAAAUCCCUGCGCUGAUCACGGUGAUGUUAAACGCCUCGGUCGCAGUUGGUCGGAUAUCCGAUUUCAUAGCCGAGCCCGAAAAGCCAAAUGAUUCAACCGAAGGACCACAAUGGGAAGAAGAAAAAUUGGAGCUACAGAAUGCCUCGUUCUCAUGGCCUGGACUAGAUGAGAUCACUCUCGCGCAGCUCAAUUUAACAUUUCCUCGCGGCUUGACGGUAAUAUACGGUCCCGUCGCCUCUGGAAAGACCGCACUCCUCCAGGCGUUGCUUGGGGAAUUGGAUCUUCGAGAGGGAUAUCUGCAUAAAUCCCCCAUGGCUAUUGGCUAUUGUGCGCAAACCCCCUGGCUACAAAAUAUGAGCAUUCGAGAGAACAUUGUUUUUAUCUCUCCGUACGACGACACUCGAUACAAAAGAACACUUGAAGCGUGUGCUCUUCUUCCAGACCUAGCCAAUUUCAAAUAUGGCGAUUUGACAAGCAUUGGUGAGAACGGAAUCGGUCUUUCAGGAGGUCAGAAAGCAAGGGUUGCUCUCGCUCGUGCUGUUUACAGUGACACUCGUGUACUGCUAUUGGACGAUCCACUAAGUGCACUAGAUCAACAAACCGCCGAAUGGAUCACCACCAAAUGCCUCGCUGGCCCGCUGAUGGACGAUCGCAUUGUCAUCCUUGCCACUCAUAGGACUGACAUAUGUCGAACUUUCGCCACACAACUCAUCGAGAUUUCUCAUGGCACCGCAACCGUUCACCUCCUUGACGAAGACAUCUCUAAUUCUUCAUCCACGGCUGUCACAGUUGCAGAAGUGGAGCAAGAGCCCGAUGGUAAAAUUGACGACGCACUUGUCACGCCUGAAGGAUUCAUCGAGGAGGAACACAGAGUCCAUGGAGGUGUACAAGUUGCAAUCUACUGGCAAUACAUCAAAGCGGGAAAAUUGAAAUGGUGGUUCAUGGUUAUCUUGAGUGCAUCGCUUUGUCGAGGCCUGUACGUGGCUGAAAGUUGGUUCUUGAAAGAGUGGGGCGAGGCAUACAAUCACGUUAAAGGACAACUUUUGUUCUUACAACAACUCGCUUCAGAAGUUCGUUCAUUGAACAGCCCCAUCUCCAAGUUUUUCGAGCAUUUUCCAAAUCCGGCAACCAAUGUGAAUCCAUGGCUAUUGGGAUUUUUUAUUAUCAUCGUCGCCGAGACUAUCGGGCUCAUUCUUUCCGACCUAUUCAUGCUUGUCGUCACUUAUACUGCGGCACGCCGGAUGUUUCAUGAUAUUAUGAAUCGCAUCAGCAACUCAUCAUUCCGGUUCUAUGAUAUCACACCGGUCGGGCGACUUAUGAAUCGCCUGACCUCCGAUGUUGGCACAAUCGACGGCCCUAUAGCCACACAAUUCUUAAUGGUCAUAUGGUAUUCCAUUUCUUGGGUCUCAUCGAUGAUCGUCAUUGCCAGCAUCACCCCGAUCUUUCUCGUGUUCGCCAUUUCCUUGACGCUUGUUUUCGUCUGGAUCUUCCUCGAAUUUCUACCAACAUCGCAAAGUCUCCGACGAUUGGAGAUGGUAUCACUAAGUCCACUUAUGGCGAAUUUUGGAGCCUUACUGAACGGUUUGAUGACGGUCAGAGCUUUUUGUGCUCAGCAUCAAUUCCAGGAAAAAACAAUAAAAGUUACAGACGCUUUCCAAAAGAUGGACCAUUUUUACUGGAGUUUACAAGCAUGGUUGAUGUAUAGAUUUGAUACACUCUCCGGAAUAUCGACAUUCGUCCUCACCUUGCUGGCAAUUUUCUCCAACCUAACACCCGGUCUCACAGCCUUUGUCCUUGUGGCCGCCAACAAAUUCGUUCAAUACACCCAUUCGAUUUGCAAGCAAUACGGUCAACUACAACUUGAAUUCGUCUCCGUUGAGCGAGUAGUUGAGCUUCUACACAUCGAGCAGGAAUCACCUGGAACCAUCAUUCCCCCCGCAUCAUGGCCAACUUAUGGUAGUGAUGUGGUUUUUGAGGAUGUGAGUGUUCGCUAUCAACCCCAGAUGGACCGCGCUCUUUCAGAUGUUUCUGUGCGGUUUGCCGGUGGCACCACCAACGCCAUCACUGGCAGGACAGGCUCCGGCAAAUCCACCUUAGCCCUGUGUAUACUGGCAACGAUCCCUCUUGAAUCAGGGCGGAUCCUCAUUGACGGACUUGACAUUAAUCAAAUCGACAAGCAGGUCCUCCGAACUCGUAUCACCUUCCUUGCUCAAGAGCCAAUACUUUUCCCUGGCUCAUUGCGUCACAACCUUGAUCCAAUGGAAGACCACUCGGACAUCGAGUGCCUUGAAGUAAUAGCUCGGGUUUGCGGGAAGUAUGGCUGGACUCUGGACACUCAAAUCGAUGAUGGGGGUCGAAACUUGAGUCAGGGGCAAAGACAAUUGGUAGGCCUAGCCCGUGCCAUACUGAGGCGCAGUGCAAUUGUUGUCAUGGAUGAGGCCACCGCCAGCAUUGAUCUUGAGACCUCCACGGAAAUUCAAAGGGUCCUCAGAGAAGAACUGAAAGGCAGCACAAUCAUCACCAUUGCACAUCGUGCAGCUGCGGUGGAAAAUGCAGAGUUUUGUCUGGUCCUUGGUGGGGGACGGGUUUUGGAACAAGGGACGCCCGCCGAAUUCGAAACUUGA
Messenger RNA from Exophiala bonariae, 4335 nucleotides. RefSeq lists its product as uncharacterized. Gene Ontology annotation, cellular component: membrane. Gene Ontology annotation, biological process: transmembrane transport. Gene Ontology annotation, molecular function: ABC-type transporter activity; ATP hydrolysis activity; ATP binding. NCBI's taxonomy places the organism in Eukaryota, Fungi, Ascomycota, Eurotiomycetes, Chaetothyriales, Herpotrichiellaceae. The transcript has a single exon. The record is from RefSeq and is a predicted model, not a curated record. Bases 1 to 4335 code for a protein of 1444 amino acids.